AUGUCGAAAUCAUCUCCACCACCGAGCGCCGAGCUGCCGGCUGCGCCCACCGAUCCUUUCACCCUCCGUCAUUCCACGUCACCUCAAGCCGUCAAAUACCAUGGCACUCCCCCGAUACAACAUGCCAUUACUGUUGCGGCAGCCAUCCUGGCGCCCAUAGGUAUGGCUCUGCCACCUCGGCGCUUCGGCCCGCGCAACUUGCUGCUGGCGGCCGGUACCUUUUUUGCAUCAUCCCAACUAGUCUACGACUACACUGGCCAAUCCAUUUACCAGCGGUUUCAGCGACGGGCCAACCAGUUCUCGGCCUUCCAAACACAAGACCUUCCUCCCGCAGCGCUACAACGGCAGGCGGCUAUGCGCGCCGAGCGUGAGCGGCGACGGCAAAUAGUGGAGGGGCCGAGCGGGCCCGAGGCGACAGACGGUACAGCUGCGGAUCCACCAAAUGCCGGCAAGCUGCAUAGCCUUUGGAUGGGCAAUGAAAAGGAGGACUGGAUCAAAGAGCGAGCGCGGCGGGAGCAGGAGACGCUGGAGUCGGGCGGCGGAUACUGGGACCUGAUCAUGAACCAAAUUGGUGAGGUGGCGGCAGAUCUGAUGGGCAGAGGAAAGAAGACUCAAGAAAACGCAACAGCGCCGCCGAAAGCGGAGAACGCUGGGAAGUAG
Messenger RNA from Sporothrix schenckii 1099-18, 660 nucleotides. RefSeq lists its product as uncharacterized. The transcript has a single exon. Lineage: Eukaryota; Fungi; Ascomycota; Sordariomycetes; Ophiostomatales; Ophiostomataceae. The coding region runs from base 1 to 660 and encodes 219 amino acids. The record is from RefSeq and is a predicted model, not a curated record.